Messenger RNA from Closterium sp. NIES-67, 6062 nucleotides. NCBI's taxonomy places the organism in Eukaryota, Viridiplantae, Streptophyta, Zygnematophyceae, Desmidiales, Closteriaceae. The record is from the annotation of a GenBank genome assembly.
AGUGCCAUGCCAUGCCAUGCCAAGCGUCUCCCUAGAGCCAUGGCAGAUAAUUCAGUGGUGCAUCUCGAGUAGCCCCUGCUGCUGCUCGGGCCCAGUUGAUACCGAGCUGAAGAACAGCGCGUCUCCUCGUCGCAUUCGUGCUGCUGCUCGUCGCACACACAGCAUCCUAGCACUCUUCGUAUUGCUUAUUCUAGUUGUACCGUCAAACGAGAAGCACUGGCUUUCUGCUUAUGAACCACCCCAGUCAGUUAGUGAGCGCUUUCUGCUUAUGAACCACCCCAGUCAGUUAGUGAGCAAUCUUACUUCUUAGAGCAGUAGAUAGUUCCCAUGGCGAGCUUCGGGACUCCCGAGGCUUUCGAGGCCAUGCGCGCGGUUCUAGGCGCCGAACCGUCCGAGACGUCUCUAUUCCGAGCCCUUUACCUCGCGCGAGGCGACGUUGCCAAGGCUAUUAACUACCAUUUAGACCUAGUAUAUGUUGAAAAGAUCACGGUCGAGCAGUUAGCUUCAUCGCGACACCCGCUUCCUCUCCCUCCCCCUCUCCCUCCCCAACCCUCUCCCCCUCCCCCUCCGCGGGAGCAGCGCGAACCAGCGUUGGCGCUUCCGCCACCCGCUUCGCCGCCCACUCCUCCGCACCCCGCUUCCGCGAACACUCCGUCCCCCUCCCCUAGUCCCGCUUCUGUCGCCGCUGCUUCCGUUGAUAGACAAGCGAUCGGAGCGGAGAAUGUGUCGGAAGAGGCGGAAGAGGCGGAAGCGGCAGAAGGGGGAGCCACAAUAGGGGAAACCGCAAUGUCGGGAGCGCGCUUAACCACCGAUCCCGCGCAGUGCGGAGGGGCACACGUCGCGCCGUUCGCCGGCGGAGACUCCGCAACACGUUCCCCUUGCGUUGCGCCAAACGACGGCGCAGGAUCACCCGCGGCUUCCCCAGUACCAGCCGCAGAGCCAAGCAUUUCCCCAGACAGCAUCCGUGAGCCCGUGCGUCCUGAUGCGGAACGUCAAUUCGAGCGGAGCGGAGUGAUCGGCGGAGCCCCCGCGGUGGGCUCGCCUUGCGCUUCCGCUUUCCCCCACGGCGCGCCAAACUAUGGUGCAGUGUCGCCGUCAGUACAGCCGGCAGUCUCGCCGUCAGUACUGCCUGCAGUUUCGCCGGCAGCGUCAAGCAUUCCUCCGGACUGCAAGGACGAGCCCGUUUCCACCGUGCUACCUCUAUCUACUAUGCCGCCCGUAUCCACGGUAAAACCCGAAUCUGCAGUACCGCCGGUUGUUACUGUUCCGCCCGUAUCUAUGGUACAACCUGCACCAGUCCCAUCGGUGUCUACAGUACCACCUUCACCAGUUCCACCCGUAUCUUCAGUCCCAGAGCAACAUCCAGUCCCCACCGACCCCCCCCCGCAUCCGAAGCUAACGAGGCAGCUGAGGGAGGAGAAGGCGGAAGCGUCGCGCUGGUGGCUCCUGGGAGAGUGCCACGUGUCAUGCCACUCGCUGACACGUGGUGCAAAGCUGGAAGAGUUCGACCUCGUGGAUUUUAUCUUUCCGAAAGGCGAGGGGGGCGGAAGCGCGGGCGCAAAAGGGGGCGUGAUGGAGGGCAAGAAGGCGCGCGGACGGCCCAAGGGUUCAGGCAAGGGGAAGUGGAGCAAGUUUACCCGAGAGGCGCCUUCCGGGGGGAGCUCCAUCGUGCGCUUUGGGACGGCCAGAGGGGGGGAGAUCGGCUCUCUCCCGCGCGAGUGGGCGGCGGCGCUGAUCCCGCUGGUGGCGGAGGAGAAGGUGAAGAUCCGCGGAUACGUGCGCGAUGCCCCGCCGUACCUCGAGAUUCUCUCCGCCAUCGUUCUCAACGUCAGGGUGUAUGUGCAGCAGCGCUGCUUUCAGAAGCUGAACCGGGUCAAGGAGCGGGCAGUGGAUGCCUUGUAUGUCAGCACGCACGGCCGCCACUUCACCAUGCUGCUGCACUGCUUGGGGCUCCAGCCGUCACGCCAGGCCGAGUUCACCCCAGCUGACUUCAACCACCACACGGAGAAGCUAGGCUUUUCUGACCGGCAGGCGGCUUCAGUGAGAGUGCGAGCGGUGGGGGCAACGGCGUCAGCAGCAGGAGGAGGCGGAGGAGGAGGGGGGGGUGACAGCAAGGAGGGGGGAGAGGGAGAGGGCAAGGCGAUUACGGAUGAGGAGGUGAAUCGGUAUGUGGGCGUCAGCAACAACCAAGUGCUGCCGGAGAUGGAGCCUCCCCCGGGUGUGACCUCCCAGCUGCGGUGCUAUCAGAAGCAGGCGCUGCACUGGAUGCUGUCGAUGGAAGCCACCGGGCAGGCUGUCUCUGCCCCCGUUCCCGCCACCGGCCAGUUGGUCAGCGGAUCAGGCGAUGCUGCUGGUGCUGCUGGUGCUGCUGGUGCUGCUGGUGCUGCUGGUGCUGCUGGUGCUGCUGGUGCUGCUGGUAGCGGUGGUGGUGGUAGGAGUGUGAGCGCACGGGACGAUUCGGAGACACUCCACCCGUGCUGGGAGGAGUACAUGCUGCAGCACAAUGGCGGCACUCCAUUCUAUCACAACGUUUUCUCAGGGGAAGUUACCCUGGAGUUUCCAAGUGCAAUGGAAAGAAGCAGAGGAGGGAUCCUAGCAGACGCCAUGGGCCUGGGCAAGACCGUGAUGACCAUUGCCCUCAUUGCUGCCAGCAUGGCAUGCAGGGAGGGGUCAAAGGAGCGGGGCAAGGACGGGGGCAGGGACAGGGGCAGGGAGGGGGGCAGGGUGGGAGAACAAGUGAGGGAUGAGAAACAAGGCUGGGACGGAAAUGGAGGCUGCAUUGCCAACGGGGAUGAGGAUGUGAAGGAGGAAGAGAAAGGUGUGAAGCGGAAGAGUGGGGAGUGCAGUGCGGUGCUGGGAGCAGUGGAAGGGGGUCGAGUGGUUUCGAGGAGAAAGAAGCGAGUUAAGAGGGAGGCGGUGGAGGGGGGGAUUGGGGAGGCGGGAGAUGAAAGGGAGGUCGGUGAAGGAGAGGAGGAUAUAGUGGUGGUGGAAGAUAGCGAUGAGGAGUAUUUACCUGAGGCGAAGGGUGGUGUGCAUGGUGACAGUGACAAUAGCGACGGCCAAGUGCUUCCACAGCGACGUUUACUUUAUUGUGCCCCUGGUGAUUGUGACAGUAGCGAGGGCAAGCAAGGGCGGGGAAGGGGGGGAGGUGGUCAGAAGAGGGGGGCGGAGGGGAGGGGGCGAGAGGGUGCGGAGCGGAGUGGGAGUGACAGUGGGAGUGGCGGUGGCAGGAAGCGGAGGGACAGGAGGGUGCGCGGCGGCACGCUGAUAGUGUGCCCCAUGACGCUGCUGAGCCAGUGGAAGGCUGAGUGCGAGGCGCACACGGCGCCCGGGCUGCUGUCCGUGCUGCUGUACUAUGGGUCGGGGCGGGACUCAGAGGCUCGCUUCCUGGCACAGCACGAUGUGGUCAUCACCACCUAUGGCACGCUUCACGCCGAAUUCAAGCGGUUCAACAGGAAUGCCUCAGAAGAGAGCCUAGCAGCCCAGGAGGCUGCACUGCCCAACACCCUCCUCACCUCGUGCACGCCGCUCACCCGCUCCCAGCCAUCCCCGUCCUCUGCAUUGACCCAAGUACCAGCGCAGCCUCGCCCCUUCCUCGGCCCGCUGCACGGUGUGCAGUGGUGCAGAGUGGUGCUGGACGAAGCCCACUGCAUCAAGAAUCGCGGCUCCGGUGCUGCUGCUGCCACCUUUGCGCUCCAGGCGGAUGCCCGAUGGUGCCUCACUGGCACGCCCAUCCAGAAUCAGCUGGAGGACGUGUACAGCCUCCUGCGCUUCCUACGAGUGCAACCGUGGGACAACUGGGGGUGGUGGCAGCGGCUGGUGCAGCAGCCGUACGAGCGAGGAGACAUGCGCAGCAUCCGCCUGCUGCAGGGGCUGCUCCGACCGCUCAUGCUGCGCCGAACCAAGGACUCCAAAGACAGGCUAGGGCGGCCCAUCCUUGUCCUGCCGCCCAUAUCUUGCCGCGUGAUCUCGUGCGAAUUCUCUGCGGAGGAAAGGGAUUUCUACGACGCCCUGCACAAUAAGUCCAAGGUCAAGUUCGACAGCUACGUGGCGCAGGGCAAGGUGCUGCAGAACUACGCGUCCAUCCUCGAGAUGCUGCUGCGCAUGCGCCAGGUCUGCGACCACCCUUUCCUCGUUUUAAGCCGCUCCGACACAAUGGACGACAACGACCUCAGCAAGCUGGGCCGCAAGUUCCUCGCAGCUUCCCCUCACGAACCGAAAGGAACGGCAGCCAAUGCUACUGCUGACAAUACCGCUGCUGCUUCUCCGGCCAGUGGUUGGGGGGAUGCAGAUAGCUCCCCCUGGGGUGAAGCAACCGGUGCUGGCAGCUGGGAGGGAGCCGAGGGCGGUCCGUCGCGUGAGUUUGUGCAAUCCGUGCUGGCUCGACUGAAGCGGAGGAGGGAGGAGGAGAGGAGAGGAGGGGGGUCGCAGGGCGGGGAGGAGUGUCCGGUGUGUCUAGAGGCGGUGGAAGACGCGGUGUUGACGCCGUGUGCGCACAUGGCGUGCCGCGAGUGUCUGCUCACCGCCUGGCGGCACUUGCCUAGUGGUGGCCCUUGCCCCGUGUGCCGCCGGCCAGUGCAGCGCUGCCAGCUCAUCACAGUGCCGCGCGCCAGCCGCUUCUCAUUGGACGUGGAGGCCAGCUGGCAGGACUCGGUGAAGGUCCGGCAGCUGCUGCAGUGCCUGGGGGACAUCCGGAGGGCGUCCACCUGGGGAGAAGGGGGAGAGGGGGGGCCGGGGAGAGGGGGAGGAGGGGGAGAGAAGAGUGUGGUGUUCAGCCAGUGGACGGCGUUCCUUGACCUGCUGGAGAUCGCUUUCAAGAGAGCCAAGGUAUCGUACGUGCGGCUGGAUGGUAGCAUGGCGCAGCAGCAGCGGGAGAGGGCGAUAGAGGCAUUCAAAGCGAAUCCCGAGGUGGAGGUGCUGAUGAUUUCGCUCAAGGCUGGAGGGGUGGGGCUCAACCUGACCGCUGCAUCACACGCUUUCCUCAUGGACCCUUGGUGGAACCCAGCAGUGGAGGAGCAGGCAGUGAUGCGCGUGCACCGCAUAGGGCAGACUCGCCCGGUGACAGUCACGCGCUUUAUAGUGAGGGACUCAGUAGAGGAGCGUAUGCAGAAGGUGCAGCAGCGCAAGCAGCAGAUGGUGAACGGGGCGCUCACGGACGAUGGGGCGCGCACGGCACGGAUUCAGGAGCUCAAGAUGCUCUUCAGGUAGUGCCAUGGCAGGUCAGGGGAGCACAAGCAAGCGGAAGGGGCAUUCCACGGACAAUGGCCAUGACAAAAGCAAUAGCACAAGUUAGGAUGCAAGAGCUCAAAAUGCUCUUUAGGUAGUGCCAUGGUGCGCUAGGGGAGCACAAGCACGCAGAAGGUGCAGCAGCGCAAGCAGCAGCUGGUGAACAGGCCGCUGGCGGUCGAUGGCAUGCGCGCCGCUACAACUCGAGCUCAAGAUGCUCUUGAGGUAGUUUUUUUUUGCUGUUGUGGCAGUGCAGAUGGUGGGGGGGAUCAAUAAGGCAGCAGCGCAAGCAGCAGCUGGUGAAAGCGCCCACAGACGAUGGCAUGCGCACAGACGAUGGCAUGCGCACAGACGAUGGCAUGCGCACAGACGAUGGCAUGCGCACAGACGAUGGCAUGCGCACAGACGAUGGCAUGCGCACAGACGAUGGCAUGCGCACAGACGAUGGCAUGCGCACAGACGAUGGCAUGCGCACAGCAUGGAUUCAAGAGGUCAAGUCAAGAUGCUCGUUAGGUAGCGCGGUGGCACUCCAGGGGAGCACAAGCAUGCUGAAGGUGCAGCAGCGCAAGCAGCAGCAGCUGGUACUCUUAAAGCAGAGGGGUGGCACUCCAGAUGGUGGGGGAGUCAGCAGGGCAUCUCCAGAGGGAGCAAAGCUCUCCAUGGAGUCUGGUGCGGUUGGGUUGGGAGCAUCAGCAGAAAAUCAUGAGGGGUGCAUGUGGUGUGUGAGGCUUGGGUGCAAACAUGUAUGGGAUGAGGUGUAUGUACGGCAUACACUGCAGAUUGUAGGCUCCAGCGAUUUGAGAGUUUGUACGGUACUCAUGUUUUGAAGAGUGAGU